AUGAAACGACAUCAUCCAUUCCACUUUUUUCUCAUUUUUUUACUUGUAAACUGUGCAAGGGGAAAACUGACAAAUGACGACAGUGUCGCUAGUUCACAAUCUCGCGAUUUUGGAAAAGAUAUGGACGAACUAGAUUUGAGUGGUUUAGAAAAUGAUAUUGAAAAUAUUGAGGAAAUCGCUUACAGUGAUAGGAACUACCAGUUUGUAACUCAAAUGUAUGUUUAUGUUCGUGUGGAUACAAAAUAUAAAAAAUAUUUGAAUCACCUUCAACUCAUAAGCCUUGGAGAGAAAUACAUGACUCUACUACAAAAUGCAAUGAUGCAUGUCCAAAUUAAAAAGACAGGAGUUGGAGUAUUUACAUGUUUUUAUCAAGACAAAGCCAUUAAGGAAAACUUAGUUACAUAUUUCUUAUUGCAGAAAGAAGUGGAUUUUGUUGAAGUUGGGUUUGACACAAAAUUCCCAGAAGGAAGAGACUCUCCGAUCACUGAUGCGGACAGAAGGAUGGCAUUGCAGGGCCAAACAAAUGACGAGUUGUGA
Molecule: messenger RNA, 537 nt
Organism: Plasmodium gonderi
Lineage: Eukaryota; Apicomplexa; Aconoidasida; Haemosporida; Plasmodiidae
Exons: 5
Coding region: 1-537 (178 amino acids)
Source: RefSeq, a predicted model, not a curated record